Molecule: messenger RNA, 2703 nt
Organism: Dendronephthya gigantea
Lineage: Eukaryota; Metazoa; Cnidaria; Anthozoa; Malacalcyonacea; Nephtheidae
Product: zinc finger protein 836-like
Exons: 3
Coding region: 38-2242 (734 amino acids)
Biological process (GO): regulation of transcription by RNA polymerase II
Molecular function (GO): DNA-binding transcription factor activity; RNA polymerase II cis-regulatory region sequence-specific DNA binding
Source: RefSeq, a predicted model, not a curated record
ACAUUCCUGUUUCGGUUUUAAGGAAAAUUUCUAAGCUAUGGAAGAAAUUCCUGUGGAAUAUAAUAUCAUAAUCGAAGCGUUGAAUUGUGCUGUACAAAACCAGCAACAAGCAGAAAGCGGCGAGGGCCAGGCAAACUUUGAAUUUGUUGUCAUAAAUAACACGAACGGCGACCAAGUCGAAGCCCAGGGACAAAGCUCAUUGGAUUGUGCCCAGCCGCUCCAGCAUGAACAACAAGUUGAGCUUGUCGAUGCCGGAGAAUCCCAGAUUACUUUUGAGACGGUUGGCAAUUCUUUUACUGCAGUCACUCCAGCAACCACAAACGAUGUUCUUGGUGUUUCUACCGAAGAACAAGAAGGAGAAACAGCACAAGCAACUGAAGCAAUCCAACCACGUGAGAAAACUCAUAAGUGUGGUGUUUGCAACAAGGCCUUUUUGCAUGCAGGAUCGUUAAAACGGCAUGCAAAAAGUCAUGAAGAGAAGACUCAGUAUGACUGUACUGAAUGCGACAAGUCAUUCACUCAGCUGGGCAACUUGCUGAGGCACCAGAGGAGUCAUACGGGAGACAAUCCAUACAAAUGUACGCACUGUGACAAGACUUUCCCCAGGAUGGACGCAAUGAAGACGCACCAAAAGUCACAUUCUAAUGAUGGUCAGUCAACUUCCAGCAAUAUUGAAGCACGAGAUCUCAACUGCCAAGUUUGUGGUGAGGCGUUUGAAAAGAUGUCCCUGCUGAAGAAACAUUUAAAAACUCACGGGGUGAAAGCAUUUCAGUGUGAUUUGUGCGAUAAAUCGUUCUCGGUGGAGAGCGCAUUUAUUGUCCACAAACGAAAGCAUACUGGUGAGAAACCUCAUGCCUGCGACCAAUGUGAUAGGACUUUCUCGCAAACAGGAAACUUAAACCGUCAUAAGUUGACCCAUGCCGAUUACAAACCAUUUCAAUGCGAAACAUGUGAAAGAAAAUUUAACAGGAUGGAUCUUCUAAAGACACACAGAAAAAUCCACGAAAGGGUAGAAAAUGGGUUUCCGUGUAACUUAUGCUCUGAGCUAUUCUCCCUCAAGAACGAUUUAAAAGCUCAUAAGAAAGCUGCUCAUCCAGUUCUGUGUUGCAAGGCCUGUAGAGCGAGGUUUUCAGACCCGGUGUUGUUUGAGAAACAUUUCAAAACUCACCGCAGGGAUAAUCCGUACAAGUGUAAUAUUUGUGAAAUGUGUUACUCCGACGCCGAAAGUCUCGUGAAUCAUAUAGCGGGCCACGUUAAGAAAGAGCACAAGUGUGAGGUGUGCGGUAUGAUUUUCGGCAACGUGGGAGCAAUGAAACAACACAUGAGAAAACAUACUGGAGAAAGGCCCUAUGUUUGUGAUGUUUGUGGAAUGAGUUUCAGCCAAGUUGGGAACAUGCGCCGACACAAGGACAACCAUACUGAUGUCAGACCAUACAAGUGCCCAUUCUGUCCGAAGACUUUUAAGCGCAAGGAUUUGAUGAAAACACACGGAAAAGUGCAUUUGCCUAAAAUAUCUCGGGGGCGAAAACGGGCAACUGAGACUAUUCAGAUCAGUCCAUCGAAGGGAACGAGUGAAGCAAACGAACCAAGUCAAGCUUGCGAAGAGGGACUGGAGAAUAAUUUGAGGCAAGCGGGUCAUUCGAGCGAGGAGAGUGGUGCAGCCAAUCAAGAUUCUGUCAAUAUGCAGAAUAACGAAAGCUCUGACACGGGCCAGACGAAUGAAACUCGUCAAAAUGAUCAAAUACCGCAUCAAUGCCUGCAAUGUGGUGAGAAAUGUGAUGAUCCAGAUACUCUGACCGAGCACUUGAAAACGCAUGACGUUCCAACACAAGGGAGUUCAUCCGAGGUCGUUCAAACGGGGGCGGAUACAGUACAGACCAACACAGUACAGACCAACACAGUACAGACCAACACAGUACAGACCAACACAGUACAGACCAACACGAGUCGAAGAGUGGCUUCUGCAGUUAGUCCUCGUAAGAAGACUCAUACAUGCGACGUCUGUAACAAAAGUUUCGAUAUGCAGAGUGGCUUGGUAAAUCAUAAGAGAACGCAUACUGGAGAAAAACCUUUCGCAUGUGACCAAUGCGAGUUGAGGUUCGCUCAACGUGGAAACCUUGUAAGGCACAAGAGAAAGCAUAGCGGUGUCACGCCGUUUAAAUGUCACGUAUGUGAUAAGGAAUUUGGUCGAAAGGAUUUCCUAAACUUGCAUAUGACUAAAUGUCACGAGGCAUCUCAGUAAAGGUACAAUUCAUAUACAUGCCUGAUUUUUCCAUUUUCCAUUCGAUAUUUUUCAUUACGUUUCAAUACGUAUUUUUAUCACUACAUAUUCUACACUGUAUUUUACAUUUGUGCAUAAACUUUUGAUACUUAAAUAAAAUCUAAAUGCGUUGUACGAUAGUCACGUGCGAGAAAGUUGAACCGAAAUGUCUUUCACUGUAGUUCACACUUACAAAGACAGAAAAUAUAAAUGGGAAAUUUUAGGACAGAAUUGGAAACGAACGGUAGUGUUUCCGUUUGUCUGAGAUCUAAUCUUAAUGCGGUGAUCUGAACGAAAAUACGCAUACCAUACAGUGAAAUAACUAUACAUGCUGAAAAUUUGAUCCAACGUGUUAUCUUAUGCGCUUGCUUAAUACCUUGGCUGCUAAAAUAACCGACAGAAAAUUCAGUUUCUCUAUGAUCCAGCAAAAACGCGUAAGGAAG